Daphnia carinata is the source of this 1095-nucleotide messenger RNA. RefSeq lists its product as uncharacterized. The transcript has 4 exons. The coding region runs from base 1 to 1095 and encodes 364 amino acids. Lineage: Eukaryota; Metazoa; Arthropoda; Branchiopoda; Diplostraca; Daphniidae. The record is from RefSeq and is a predicted model, not a curated record.
AUGUCAGCCACAUCACCAGAUUUAAUGGAAGCAACUUCACAAUGUGGAAGUAUCGCCUUAGCCUUGUUCUUGAAAGAGGUCAAGAAUGAGGCAGGUGAUGUCACCAACACAGCAGAAAUUACUGCAUGGUAUGAAAAAGAUAUUGUUGUUCGUAAUUACAUUUCAGCUACUGUAGAAGAUUCGAUUAACGAGAUGUUAAUGAAUUGCAAGACGUCUCAUGAAAUGUGGGUUCGAUUGUUGGCACAGCAUCAAAAAAAUUCAGCAGAAAAUCUUCUACUAGUACAGCAACAGUUUUUCGACUACAAAUAUGUAGAAGGUAAUAGCAUCAUGGCACACAUUGCAGCCAUCGAGGCCAUGGCCACCCAAUUAAAGGACAUGGGAGCUCCGGUGGACAACCAAUCCAUACCCGGACGCCUAAAUAAUCCAGCCACAAAGAAGAACAAGUGGGUAGACCAUAUCUGUGAGUAUUGCAAGAAAGUGGGCCAUGGUGAAAAAGUCUGUCGUAAAAAACAUCGAGAUGAAGAAUUUGCAUCAGCCGUGUCUGCAGCUUUGAAUGAAAAAACAACACCGUCAGCUUAUGUAGCUCGAUCGACCAAACAACACGAACAGAAGACCGACUGGUAUGCAGAUUCAGGUUGCACGUCUCACAUGAGUGACCAACGUUGUUUCUUCAUUUCCUUACGACAAAUCAAUCCAACCCAUUGGUCAAUCAAGGGAAUCGGUUCUGACAGCCAAACACUGCAAGACGUUGGAAUGGGCGAUAUACCAAUUAAAGUUCGUCUGAACAAUCAAUGGAAAAAAGGAAUUAUCAGAGAUGUCCUGUUCGUCCCUGGGCUCGGAGCAAACUUGUUCUCCGUCGGAGCAGCAGCAGAUCUUGGUUUUGAUGCCUUGUUCACUGCCACAAACGUAAGCAUAUCCAAAAACGGCGAAGAAAAGCUGAUAGGAAAACGAGCAGAUAAGAGGCUUUACCAUCUUGAGAUGUUGGCAGAAACAUCAUCGCCGAACCAGCAUUUAACUGAAUUCGCCUUAACUGCAAGUCCGCCCUCAAUGAAACAUGGCAUCAGAGGCUUGGGCAUAUUAACUACGAAACAGUAA